CGCCGGAGUUUUUCCCUCCCAAGCCAAGCCCAAACCUUUUUCUUCCCUCUCUUCUUUAUAUUUAUACACAAGCAAGACCCAAAUACCACACUCAUCCCUGUUUGCUAUAUGUGUAUAGAUAUACAUAUAUUCAGUCAUUGAAAGCGCAAUUACAGAUCUUCAAUGGCAGCCUCGUCAAACCCAAAUCAGGUUCCCACAACCCCUAUUCCUCAAUAUGACGGUCACGGUUUCUACAAACCAUCACCUCCUCAACCAAACACAACGUACCCUCCUCCCCAGCAACAACCCUUCCACUUUCCCAAUUACCCUCAAAAUCAUCCCCUCCAAAACCAUCACAACAAUCUCCCGCAGCGGUCUCUCUCCUAUCCGACGCCGCCUUUUCAGCCUUUCCCAAACUCCGGUGGUGCCCAAAUCAUGGCCCUCCUUCGUACUCCUUCCUCCAGUUCGAACCCUGAGUCGACUGUGCCAUUCACGGCCCCGGUGACGGAGUACUCGACGGGAUUAGUGGGGCCGCCCCGCAUGCCCAGCAACAAAGUGCCGAGGGGGAGGAGGCUGGCUGGAGAUACGGCGGUGUUGGAGUACGACGUCGACGUGAGGAUGCCUGGAGAAGCGCAACCGCAGCUGGAGGUGACGCCGAUUACCAAGUACAGUUCUGAUCCUCAGCUUUUUGUGGGGAGGCAGAUUGCAGUGAACAAGACGUACAUAUGUUAUGGGUUGAAGCAGGGUAAUGUGAGGGUUCUUAAUAGCAAUAACGCGUCGAGGGCUCUGUUUCGUGGCCACGGUCAGAGGGUCACAGACAUGGCUUUCUUUGCGGAGGAUGUUCACCUUUUAGCUAGUGUGAGCAUAGAUGGACGGGUUAAUGUAUGGGAGAUCUCUGAAGAUCUUGAGGAAGGAGAUAAGCCAGUGGAAAUUAAAGGAAAUAUCGUGAUUGCUGUUCAAAUUGUAGGAGAGGGGGAGGUUGUACACCCAAGAGUUUGCUGGCAUUGUCACAAACAAGAGGUUUUGGUAGUUGGGAUAGGUAAAAGUAUCUUGAGAAUUGAUACUACAAAAUUUGGAAAGGCCAAAGUCUACUCAGCGGAGGCUCCUCUGCAGUGUCCUGUUGAAAAGCCAAUUGAUGGAAUUCAGAUUGUUGGUAAACAUGACGGGGAAGUAACUGAUUUGUCUAUGUGCCAAUGGAUGAUCACCCGUUUAGUUUCUGCCUCAAUGGAUGGCACGAUAAAAAUUUGGGAAGAUCGCAAGGCACAACCACUUGCUGUAUUGCGACCAUACAACGGCAAACCUGUUUACUCAGCUUCAUUCCUAACUGCUUCAGAUCGACCAGAUCACAUUAUACUCAUCACUGGUGGACCCCUGAACAGGGAGUUGAAGAUUUGGUCCUCGACUAGUGAAGAAGGCUGGUUGCUGCCUAGCGAUUCUGAUUCCUGGAAGUGCACACAGACUUUGAAAUUGAAGAGCUCAGCAGCCACUCAAGUUGAGGAUGCAUUCUUCAAUCAAGUUGCAUCAAUGUCUCAUGUAGGCCUCCUCUUACUUGCAAAUGCUAAGAAGAAAGCCAUAUAUGUUAUACAUUUUGAAUAUGGGCCCAAUCCAGCAGCAACCCGAAUGGAUUACAUAGCAGAGUUUACAGUCACCAUGCCAGUGUUGAGUUUUACUGGGAUAUGUGACAUGUUACCUCAUGGCAUAUGCGUUCCUCAAAUCUAUUGUUUCCAGACGCAAGCUAUUCAACAGUAUACUUUUGACUUAUACCAGUGCUUGCCACUGCCUUUGGAGAAUGUUGGUUUGGAGAUGUCACAUUCCAAUGUUUCACAGGAUGCAUCUAAUAAUGAAGAACUUACUGCUUUGGACCCAUAUGAAAGCAAAACUUCUGAGUUAAUUGCUUCAGCACCCAAACCAACCACACAAGUUGGUACCUCUGAAAGUGGAAUUUCUGUUAGGUAUCCUCCAACCUCAGAUUCUGUUGAGGCAACUGCUUUGCCAGAAAUCACAACCGCAAAUGUAGAAUCUAAAUCUGUUUCUUUGGCACCAGCAAUUGGUGAUACUGAUAUUGGUCGUGUUAGCUCUCCGUCUCUUCCACACAGUCCUCGAUUGUCUAGGAAACUUUCUGGUUUUAGAAUGCCACUAAAGAGCUUAGAGGCUGGUGUUCCGCCUGGUGAUCUUGGUCCAAAACAACCAAUUGUGACUUAUUCAGGUGACCUGCAAAAGGAUAACAUGCCUCCAAAGUUGUUUGACAUGCCUUCCUUUAAUAAUGACUCAGAGAAAGAUGAGAGUAAAGGAGCUCAAGCUGAUAAUACUAAUUUGCUGACAUUUAAACACCGUACCCAUUUGAUAACACCUUCUGAUAUAUUAAUGGCUGCCUCUUCUUCUGAUGUUACUGGUCUUAUUGUGGGAAAAAGUGAGGUAGAUGCAAAUAGUCGGGAUGUGGUUGUCAAUAGUGAUGGAGCCAAUGCGGAGGUGGAGAUGGUCGAGUUUAAAGUAGUGGGUGAAACAUCUACUCACAACGACGAAUUUGGUCCCCAUGGAGAACCUCGUAGCUGUGUUUCAGAAAACAAGGAAAAGUUCUUUUGCUCCCAGGCUUCAGAUCUGGGAAUUGAAGUGGCAAGGCAGUCGUCUGCAAUAUCAGAAGAUAAUUUGACUGAAGAGGAGCCUCAGCCAGUUGAUAAUGUUGGAUCAGAAAGUCUUGCCCAACCUCCCAGAGCUGAUGAUGAAAUCCAUGACUCCAAGAAAGACAUGUCUGGUAAAUUUUCUGAGUCAGUUGUAUCCACUGCAGUAAUGGAAUCACCAUCUCCAAGUUCGAAAGGGAAAAAGCAGAAGUGGAGGAAUUCACUGGCAUCAGGUUCACUUUCUCCAUCUUCAGGUGUUUUCAAUUCUGCAGAUUCUUCCAAUGGACCAGCUGGGAGUUCUAAUCCCGUUUCAGUAGAAGCUACUCCUCCUCAAGUUUUGGCCUUGCAAGAGAGGCUUAGCCAGCUCAUGCACAUGCAGAAGGAGACCCAGAAGCAGAUGUCAAAUAUGGUUGCCAUCCCCGUUUCCAAAGAAUGUAGAAAACUGGAGGCAGCUCUUGGACGGAAUAUUGAGAAGGCUGUUAAGUCAAAUAACGAUGCUCUGUGGGCUCGCAUACAAGAAGAAAAUGCCAAAAAUGAGAAGUUAUUGAGAGAACGUACUCAGCAAAUGACGAACUUGAUCAACAAGGACUUGAUGGCCAUGUUAGAGAAGGUGGUGAAGAAGGAAGUGCCGGCAAUUGGACAAAUUGUAAUCCGCACAGUCACUCCAAUCAUUGAGAAGACAAUAUCUUCAGCUAUUGCCGAUUCUUUCCAGAGAGGAGUUGGUGAUAAGGCAGUGAAUCAGCUGGAGAAAUCUGUUAAUGUAAAACUUGAAGUUACUGUCGCAAGGCAAAUUCAGGCACAAUUUCAAACUUCUGGCAAGCAAGCCCUCCAAGAUGCUUUGAAAGCUGGUAUUGAAGCUUCAAUAAUUCCUGCCUUUGAGACCUCAUGCAAAGCAAUAUUUGGCCAAAUAGAUACUGCCUUUCAGAAAGGAAUGGUUGAACAUACAAAUGCAGCUCAGCAGCAAUUUGACGCUGCUCAUUCUCAGUUGGCGAUUUUAUUGAGGGAUACCAUCAAUUCAGCAUCAUCUGUUACUCAAGCUCUACGCACAGAAUUAGCUGACGGUCAACGAAAGCUGUUCACUAUGGCAGCUGCUGGAGCAAACUCAAAGGCGCUAAACCCCUUGGUCAACCAAUUGAGUAAUGGAUCUUUGGGUGGUGGAUAUGAGAAGGAACUAUCAAGACUGAUAUCUGAACAGAAAUACGAUGAGGCUUUCACGAUACCUCUGCUAAGAAAUGAUUUGUCAAUUGUAUCCUGGUUGUGUUAUCAGGUUGAUUUGGAAGCCAUUUUGUCAAAAGAACCUCUUCCUUUGAGCCAAGGAGUACUGCUCUCUCUUUUGCAGCAUCUUGCUUUUGACAUCGGGACAGAUAUACCCCAGAAACUGCGGUGGAUGACAUCUGUGGCACUUGGUAUAAACACAGCAGACCAAACAAUCGUGGCGAACGAGGUGCAAUUUUACAACAUCGUUGAUCAAGUAUACAAGAUACUGCACAAUCUACUCAGUUCACCAAAUGUUAAAGAUCAGAAUGGCAUCCAAGAUCUCAUAUUUAUCGUCCAUUCCCUGAUGAUGAAAAGAAGGUAAAAAUAAAAUAAAAUAAAAUGAAACUUAGAUCUGUAGUGAUCGUUGUGCAGAAUAUAGCCAGAGAGGGUUUGUGCAAAAUAGUUGAGGAUGCUUUUUACAUGAUGAUGCUAUUUCUUUCUUUCCUGUUGACAGUAGCUCUACAAUUUUCAGUGCAAAAGUUUUGUCUUAUUUCUUCA
This is a messenger RNA of Tripterygium wilfordii, 4352 nucleotides long. Its product is annotated as enhancer of mRNA-decapping protein 4-like. The transcript is spliced from 12 exons. Gene Ontology annotation, biological process: deadenylation-independent decapping of nuclear-transcribed mRNA. The record is from RefSeq and is a predicted model, not a curated record. Gene Ontology annotation, cellular component: P-body. Lineage: Eukaryota; Viridiplantae; Streptophyta; Magnoliopsida; Celastrales; Celastraceae. Bases 163 to 4176 code for a protein of 1337 amino acids. Gene Ontology annotation, molecular function: protein binding.